This is a messenger RNA of Schistocerca cancellata (South American locust), 9581 nucleotides long. Its product is annotated as neprilysin-2-like. The transcript is spliced from 15 exons. NCBI's taxonomy places the organism in Eukaryota, Metazoa, Arthropoda, Insecta, Orthoptera, Acrididae. The record is from RefSeq and is a predicted model, not a curated record. Gene Ontology annotation, cellular component: plasma membrane. Gene Ontology annotation, biological process: protein processing. Gene Ontology annotation, molecular function: metalloendopeptidase activity. Bases 277 to 2544 code for a protein of 755 amino acids.
CAGCCGUCAAGCGGCGGCAGUGGGAGUAACUGACUGUGGUGCCACGUGGAACAGUCGCGUCUCUUGCACUCGUAUCGGAGUCCUUCGACGGUACUGUAUAAACGGUUGCUCUGUGCUUCUACAAUCGACGUUCCGCGCUUCUUAACCGAAAACCGAAAAUCCUGUACCGGAACGCAGCGGAAAUAAAUCAUACGCAGACAAACAGUGAUAAAAAGCCGAAAGGGGCAGAUUUUCCGUAAUAAUUAAUUGUUCAGGGCUUUUUUUCCUCCAACCACGAUGGCGAACAGCGCUACGCAUACCAUUAUAAAGCAGCCAAUGUGGUGGCGCCGCCGCACCGCCGCGGAGCGCAGGCUGGUGCUGACACAGACGGUGGCGCUCCUAGCUGCGGCUGCGCUCGCCGCCUCAGUGGUCGUGGUCGUCGCCAGGCGGCAGCACCAGCCCGGAGCUGCCCAGGUGUCGGCAUCCGGGUCCGUCAACCAGAGCCUGCAGAACGUCUGCCUCACGCCAGGAUGUGUCCGUUCAGCGUCCGAGGUGCUCAGCAAACUGGACCCAUCAGUCGAACCCUGUGACGACUUCUACAAGUAUGCGUGUGGCAACUACCUGCGCACCACUAACAUCCCGGAUGACAAGUCAGUGGUGAGCACCUUCUUGGAUCUGAGAGAAGAGCUCCAGGAGAAGCUGCGCAACGCCAUAGAAGAGGAGGAGACCCAAGCAGUGGUCCCCAGGAGCUUACAGCUGGCACGCAACCUCCACACCGCUUGCACAAACAAGAAACGGAUCGAGUCCCGCGGCCUGGAGCCACUCCAGAGGGUACUGAAGGACGAGCUAGGCGGCUGGCCUGCUGUAGAGGGCGACUCUUGGGACGAGACGAGCUUUGAUUGGCUGCACAGCAUCUACCGCUUCCGCAGAGCCGGCUUCAGCAUCGAUUACUUCAUUAGGUUCCAAGUGAAACCUGAUGUGCGCAACUCCACGCAACAAUACAUGCAUCUGGACCAGGCAUCGCUGGGUCUGAGCCGCGAGUUCCUGGUGAAGGGUCUCUCGGACAAGCGGGUGGACGCCUACUACCAGUACCAGGUCGACCUGGCAGUUCUGCUGGGCGCCGAGAGGAGACGCGCUGAGCGCGAGCUCAGGCAGUCCCUCGAGUUUGAGAUAGCUCUGGCCAACAUGUCGCUGCCGCAGGAGGCUCGACUGAACCAGACGCGGCUGUACAACCCGCGCACCGUGGAGCAGCUGCAGCGCGACCACCCGUCGGUGCCGUGGCUGGAGUGCCUGCGGGCGCUGCUGCCGCCGCACGUCACCGUUUCCGGCGACGAGGUGCUCGUCGUGGCCGUGCCUUCCUACCUCAAGAGCCUCGAAGCCCUGCUCAGCCACACUCCCAAAAGGGUGGCGGCCAACUACGUGAUGGGGCGGGCGGCCAUGGCUGCGGUGCCGUACAUGACGCAGGAGCUGCGGGGCCGCCAGUUCGAGUACCAGGCAGCUCUCACUGGCAGGAGGGAGCGCGAGUUCCGCUGGAAGGAGUGCCUCAGCAUCGUCACUAGACGCCUGGGGCUGUCUGUGGGCUCCAUAUACGUGCGCAGGUACUUCAACAAGGCGGCCAAGGAGGCGGCGCUCGAGAUGGUGGACGACAUCCGCCGCGAGUUCCUCCGCACCCUGCGCCGGCUGGACUGGAUGGACGAGGGCACCAGAAAGAAGGCACUCGAGAAAGGCAAGUCGAUGGUCGCCCACAUCGCCUACCCAGACGAGCUGCUGGACGACAGGAAGCUGGACCAAUUCUACGAGAAGCUGGAGAUCAACCCGACCUUGUACCUGGAGAGCAUGCUCAACGUGACCAAGUUUCUGACCAACUACACCUUCAGCCAGCUGUGGCAGCCCAUCAACAAGACCGAGUGGAUCAUCCACAAGACGACGGACGUCAACGCCGCGUACGACCCCGCCGAGAACUCCAUAGUGAUUCCAGCGGGUAUCCUCCAGGGUGUAUUCUUCAGCGCAGACCGUCCCAAGUACAUGAACUACGGCGCCAUCGGCAUCCUAAUUGGCGACAGGAUCACAGCCGGCUUCAUCGGAGAGGGUCGUCAGUUUGACCAGAAUGGCAACCUGGUGGACUGGUGGGACCCUGUGACCCGCGACAAGUUCCUCAAGAAAGCUGAGUGCUUAAUCUCACAGUAUGGGAACUAUACGGAAGAGCAAACAGGCUUACAUCUGAACGGGGUCAACACCCUGGAGCGGAACACUGCGGACAACGGCGGCCUUGAGCUGGCGUACGGCGCCUACCUCGCGCUGGAGCGCCGCAGCGGCCACCCGGAGCCGCGCCUGCCCGCGCUGUCCGGACUCUCCCCGCGGCAGAUGUUUUGGGUGUCUGCCGCACAGAACUGGUGCUGCAAGUACCGUACUAAGACGAUGAUAGAGUUCAUCACCACUGGAGUCCACUCCCCAGACAACUUCCGAGUACUGGGCCCACUCAGCAACCGGCCCGAGUUUGCCGAGGACUUUGCAUGUCCUCUCGGCUCCCGCAUGAACCCGCUGGAGAAGUGCCAGGUGUGGUGAAGAGUCCAGCAGAGGUGCCGGACUGUCGGAAGCCUGAUGCUGACAACCGGCUGGAGCCGCUGCCAUCCACACACGAAUAACGACAGAGCGAGAGGAAAUCUAUUGGCUCACACCCCAGCUGCAGAACUGUCUGUGGGGCCUUCACUGUUAGGAUCGUCCAGAUCCUAUGGUUUCAGCACACGCUCAAUCGAAUUUCCAUCUGUGUGUGUCUGCGUGUUUGCACCAUAAUUACCUGCUCCUGUUUGGAGUAGAUAAAUAAACCUGUGUGCAGAAGCCAUUAGUUUUAUCCUAAGUGUUAAUCAAUUAUUGUAGCUACUGCAGUCUAUCUUACUAAUACUCCACAUUCAUCUAGUGGAAUAAUAUCAGUGGAAAAACUACACCAAUAACAAUGUGUUGUCACACAUAUGGUUUAAUGACCGCCAUCUUCAGGUGAGAGGCUGCUGCUCCUGAGAACAGUUGAAAACUAGUGCUAAACCCGCAAAUGUCGUCCCCGAACUCUACACGAGGCACGCAUCGCCCACCACAAGCGAUGCUCUCAAGACCGAACUUGUGGCGCCACCCUUAGUGUAACACUGGCGCCAAAAAUACGUUGCACUCGAAGACGAACCUCAAAGACUCAAGCCGAUCACACCAAAGAACAUUGUGUUUCGAUGCUGGAUAUCACAGCGUUCCACAUCCCGCUAAGAGAAAACCUUUGUUUCAAUUAAUGAAAUUUUCUGUUGACCUAAUUUCAAUUACCUUUUUAUGAACACUCUUCAAAAUCCAGACGUACCAUAAAAUAUCAGGGUAUCUCAGUAUUCUUCCUAAAUCUUUCAUUUCAACAAUUCUCCACUCUCCUUAACUGUGCAAAUCGACCGGCCGAUGUAAGCUUUCCCCAAAUGACCCAGAAUUUUGGGUUUGCCAGGAUUUCAAAGUCCUAAAUCAUCCUUUAUAAAGCCAGGUAGUGCCCUAAUCUUGAUAGGUAGGCGGAACACAUUCAUAAUAUGAGAUUUCCUUAAAGUGAAAUCUAUGUCGAAACAUACUGAAUAUGUGCCACACAUCUGUCUUCCUCCUCAUUCAUCUCCAGGGAUGGCUCAAACUGCAUAGCCUGAUGAAACCUUUUUCUCAGAGUAUCCAUUUUAUUUAAACACAGCCGCCAAAUGCUGCAAAUUCCUAGGUUAAAACUGGUGACUCGAAAACGCCGUAUGUUCCGCGUACUAGAGUUUUAAGGACACCACGGUGUUGGUACGGCUGGUGGAAGUGUCAUUUUAUGCAGAUAGCGAUCAGAAUUUGUCGAUUUACGAUAAACGCUACGUGACAGAUUACCAUCAUGUUUUCGGUUAAACCCACACGUCCAAAAAAUCGAUGCUUCCCGUCACCUUCAAACUCCGUUUUAAAUUUAAUGCUGGGAGGUAGACUGAAGAUAAAUCAUCUAAGAACAUCGUGUCUUUUGGGCAAGACGAUAAAUAUAUCGUCAACGUAUUUCAAGAUGUACACUGGUUCGAAAGCUGAAGUCCCCUAUGCCGUAUCCUCGAAGUAUUUCAUAAAUAAAUUUUGAUCUAUAGAAGAUUAAGGACUACCUGUAGCAACCCUGUCAUUCUGAACAGUAUCAUUUAAUGAAAAACAUGUCGAUGUCAACACAUGACUACAAAGCUGCACUAAUUGCUCAUCGAGUGUUUCCCUAAUCACACUCUAUUACUCUUCCAAAGUGACAUAUGUGACUAAAGCUACCACAUGGAAAUUCGUAAGUAAAUCCUAAAUGUCUAUGGGUGGCUUCGAGGAUAGGACAAUGAGCUUUGCAACAAAUGUGCUCGAGGAGACACUAUGAUAGUUUAUUUUUGGACUAUCCCCACGGACGUGAUGCUGUAACCGAUUUAUGGACAAUUCAGCUGUCUUCAUACAAGAACUAAAUUGGUCAUGGAGCACUGAACUGACGAGAAGGUAUCGUUUUGGGACAUAAUCGUUUACAAAAAUCAUGGUGGUACUCUGGGACAUAGUGUCCACGAAAAACCGACGAAUACUGAUAGUUACCUGCAUACAAAGAAUUUCCACCCAUCGUACCAAUGCCAUAGCGUGUUUGGAACUCUAGUACGCAGAGCGUAUAUUAUUUCCGACACAGACAGUCUAACACAAGAAGUUUGAGACUUGUGGCUGUGUAAAGGAAAAUGUGUACUCUGAGAUGCAAAUAUGGUGUCUGGACCACCGUCAGAAAUGCCUGAAGCGGAGCGUAGAUCUGUGGGCUUUGUUCCUUUGUGGUGCAAGUAUAGGCUAUCCUUUAACACUGAAAUAAUUUUGAGGAGAUUUUACAUUAAGAGUGUGUACCGUCCACCCGUCAAGGUUAGGGCACUGCUUGACUCUAUUAAGGAUGAUUUGAGACUUAGUAGGUAUUGCACACACAAAAUUCUGUGUGAACGGGGAAGGCUUACGUAGACCUGUGUGUUUUUGCUGUUCCGGAUAUGUGCAAAGAAAAUCGCCGUCACUAGGCGGUCAACAGCUGGAGAAGUCGGCAAUAGCGGAAAAUUAUUUAAACGAGAUACACGGGAUGAAAUUCAACGAUACGUUUUUGGGAACAGUGUUUGUAAAGAUUUGGUUGAGUUUAUGUUCACAGACAAUUUGAUCAAUGGUGACAAAGGAUUUUGUCUUAGCAGGAAGUGGAACCCUGUUUUACCUAGCAUCAAAACACAACGAUCUUAGGUUCAGCCGGCCCGAGAGUUUAAGGAUACUACUGGACUACCAUAUAUGAAUGGCGUCGGAGUGGUACUAGGGGCGGCAUAAAGAGCCAGUCAGGGGGGUAAGCAACUGUGGUGCAUGACGCAUGCACUGUGUAUAAGUCCGGCCUCAGGAUUAGCUUUCACUGAGACUCAGCAGCUGCUUUCCUGUAAAUGAGAGACAGUGGGUCCACGAAAUAUUGAUUCAAGUCGAUUUUGAGUGCCGGCAGCGAAAACCAAGGAUAGUACCAGUGUGUGAAAUUUCCAUAGGCAUUUAUUUUCUCUGCAUGUGUUAUUCGAGCAUUUCACCAGAGAGCAGACAGAAUUAUAUAUCAAUAAAUGACAGUUUCUGCUACCUUUCAUAUGCAAUGAACAAAAAAGCUUUUACCGUAUACCAUCUCAGUUUUUCGGUACUGUGUGUAUGAAUUAUGUGGGAAGGCUGCGCAAAAAUUAUGAGAUUACAAAUAUAUCAGUUACUCUCCAGGUAUGUGGCAGGAGGACUUGUGUGAAAAUUAAAGUACGAGACGUUCAUUCUUCAGGAAGGUGAAAACUGUCCAGUUAGCAAUUUUGCCAUAUUCGAGAGCAGCUAAUGCAUCAUGCAGGCGCUGGAAUGUUUUUAAAUGUGUGAUGUAAUCAGUACUGCCUGCAAUUAGUGAGGGAUUUGAUCAUACCAUAUAUUCCCAUCUGCUGGUCUCGUUGAAGGUAAUCCUCAGAAGGCAUAACCAUAUUUUCACUCCGUUAAUGGAAUGUCACUUGUCACUGGGGCUGACGUGUUAGAUACGCUUCAUGAAUAGACAGAAGACGUCGUCGUGCUGUCCACGACUAUUAUUAUUAUCUAGGCAAGAUAAGGCAUUUGUACAAAAGCCCAGUAAUAUCAUAUUUAAUUAUCAGCCAUAAACUUCAGGACCGUGUUAUGUCAUUAAAGUACUUAAUGGUGAUACUAGCAGUAGGUAUGAAGGGGGACAAAAACAUGAUACCAGUAACGGGAUUGUCAAAUGGAAAACUGAGAUUUACUGUGACAGUUCUGCUGAUGAGUAAUGUAUUGGUAAUGGACAGCACAUGUAAGACACUAUUGCGUCCAUGUCUGGAGUACUCCUUAUCUCGCAGGUAUGACGGCAUAUGUCAAGAGAUAUCGGGAGACAUGUUUCCAGAAUCAUAAUAUACUAGCAACGUCUAUAGAGAAGUGCAACAGAUAUCUUCGAAGAACUUAACUGAGAAUCUGUUGUAUUCCAGAAUCUUGUUGCUAAUAUUUGAUGACCUGGUACUGGAAUAAGCAUAUGGGACGGUUUGUAAGGUACCUAAAAUGUCUUUUGUGACACGUGUAUCUAAUGUUCCGUAAUGAAUGGAAGCAAGGAAUCAAUUCUCAAGAAGAAUAUUUAAUGAAAGAAUACAGGUAAUACAUUCCUCAAGGUUGCACCAUGGGAUCUUGUUAAGAACAACAACGAUCGAAAUAUAAAAAUGAAUAAUUUAAUGAUUCACUCUAUGUAGUGUCAAUUUUAAAUAAUUAAAUAGCUGAAUAAAUGUAUAUUGCAGAAUAAUUGCGGUCGCCAGCUCAAAAACGAGAAAAAAUUAAACCUUAUUGAUGACUGACGUGUGUUUCAAAUCACGUAAAAAUUGGGAGUUAAUAUGAAUGCAACAAGUGAACAAAAUACACUCAAGUGCGUUUAGACGAUAAAGACCCGUGUAACACGAAUAAAACGACAUUGAUUUGGAACAUGCAGAUAUUAUUUGUAGUUACAGCCACCAAUACUAGGUAAUGAUCAGGAAUACUUUAUGGAAACCAUGUUGAAUUACGUAACUCACAAAAUCGCUGUCUAUUAGAAAAUACACAAAAUCAUGCCCCAAAAAAAUUACUGUUCCUUAAUGGUUACUUAUCAAAUGAAUGUCAUAAAUUGUUUCAUUUAUAGAAAUAACCAUUUGGCAGUACACAUUAUCUGCAAAACACAACAUAAAAGCCUAAAAUUCCUUUGGCUGCCAUAGCGCCAACAUACUUUUAUCAUUGAAAUACAAAUUUCUUUGAAAUAACUUUUCUUUUGGCUGAUUGUCUGCAUAGCAGUGCAACACUUUAUGAAGAAGUAUAAUUACUGCUGCCUCUUAUUCCAAUAAUUAUUUGAAUGAAAUAGAGCCAUAAAAUUAGCUAGAUUUAACUUUUUUCAUUAUUUCUUCCACUAAUGAGUUUCUUGGAAGUACUGGUGAAAGUCUGGGAUCCUACCUAUGGUUAAUGACUUGGUUUAACUAGCUUCACUCACAAGUUAAUGAUUUGAUUGAACAGCAUUCUAAUUUUCAAUAAACUGACUAAUUCACUGGCAAUCCUCGCACAAAAUAUAUAGUCUCCCCCCAUAAAAUUCUGUCAUUUUUAGACGAAAAUUACAUAAUAUAUUAUCUAGGCGUAUCGUCUGCUUUUUGGGUUUGUCAACUACACGGCAGAAGUUAAGAAGCCUUAACGUAUUUAGCAAAUGGUUCCCAUUUCUAUUCAUAAGCCCUAAGUUCAUAUUUGUACUACUAAAUAUUGUGUAAUCUUUGAGUACCAAGAGGACUGGUUCCUCCAGCAGUUCCACAAACAAAUAUCCUCGUAAUUCAGGUGGUAGUUUACCGAAACAAUAUAAUUUACUAUUUCGGCAACAUUGCAGGUGCAGCGUCAAAUUUUGCAUUAACGAUCUUUGAUUUUUUACAUAGGCAGAUAACCAUCAUGUUAAGCACUUGUUCUACAGUAGCUGGUUGCCAGUCAUAAUGAUGUGGCUACUUGAAUUUAGUUCUUCAUGGCUAGACCAGUGCUCAUUUACUGAAAGCAUACUGUGGUUUAAGUAUUCCAGCCAAUGUUCAACUUUAUUGAUUAGUAGUUGAGAGACUCUAUAUCAGUAUUCAAGAAACCUACAUUAUGUAGUGUUCUAUUAGUGAAACGAAUUUCUUGAAACUCAGGUUACGAACAUUUCUUCUUCUCCUUUUUCCUUUUUAAGUAAGUAGGGCAUUUUCAUGCUGUUUGUUAUCUUCAGAUCCAGUUUUUUCCUUGAAACUCUUUGCUUCUGAUUGGUCCCUUUUCCUUGGCUAAUUGAUUUGUUGAAGAGUAAUUAUGCAGAGGGAGUUCACUCUUUUGGUCUGUGAACAAAGAAUUCUCACGCCGUACCUGUGGAUCUGUGGACGGAGUGAGCUGCGAUCUUAUUUCUGGUCCCCCCUCUUGUGCUCCUUGGUUCCAGCCUGUAGUUCAAGUACUGCUGUCGCUAGUGCUGGUGGUGCUUCUCCUGAUAGUAUUGUUGGUAUUUCCAUUACUGAUGCAGUGGCCUCGCCGUUUUAUGAAGUUAACAUAAAAUUGCGCACAUAAUUUCAAUAAUUUGUUUUAUUUUAGAGUUUAGGAACAUUCUACCACGAAUACGUAAAAGCAUACCGAGCCUUGUGAAUCAUUUCCUUUGCACUAAUUCCAUGUCAAGAAAGUGUGUUUCCCGAUGCCUAACAUAUUUUAAGAAAUUGUCAGUUGGCCUUAAUAGUUUUUAGAGGGAUGACUGUGUGAAGUUGUAUUUGUGCAGUGUUCCUGUAACUAUAAUGGUGUGUAAAACCUUACUAUGAUGUGACACUGCCAAGUUACGUGGCUCGAUGAAACUUGGACCGUACGUAAAAAGGAUUGCUACGGUAUAGUACACAAAGUAACUGCAAGAAUUACGCAAUAAGACGAUUAGAACUGACUCUUUUGACUAUAAAAAAAAUAAUUACACUAACGCCAGUACAAUUUAUGAUUGUGCCCUGGAUAAUACAAAUGGGGGAAACGGUUCUUAAUAGAUCACCACAGACAGCAAUGCGUGCUCUACAAUGUGCCCCAUUCUGGUCAUAUGGUCGAUAGGUGGUAAGGGGAUUCCUUUCCGUCACCAGCACAAAACUGCUGGAUGGUCAUCUGUAUAUGUGUACGUGCUGCUACAAUAUGUCUCCCCAAUGAAUCUCUCUAGUAAUCGAAGAGUUUUAAGUCGGCAGAAUGGACAGAUUAGAGGGGAGGGGGAGACGGACAGAGAUAGGAGUGGGAUGAUAUGGGCUGAAGGAAGGGGGGAGGAAGACAUGCCCUGAGGGUGGUUGCUUGCACAGGAGAUGGACAAGCAGAAAGGGGGGGAGGAGGAGGUGUACACACAGAGGUGAGGGGAUGAGGUGGACAGUGAGACAGUGGGUGAAACAAAAAAAAUUGAACAAUACAGUUUCUUCUCCACAAACUAGGCCUAAGUGAAAAAGUAAAUGAGUGUGUAUCUGUCACACUGCUAAGCAUUCGUUUGGACCCUCAACUGAAAUUGGAUGCACACAUGCACCUGUUGUGAAUUAAACUAUCCCAUAUGAUUUGUAUGCUACACAAAUUAAAAUGGUGUGUCACUAAGA